This is a messenger RNA of Fonsecaea erecta, 1230 nucleotides long. RefSeq lists its product as hypothetical. Gene Ontology annotation, molecular function: ubiquitin protein ligase activity; protein binding. The coding region runs from base 1 to 1230 and encodes 409 amino acids. Lineage: Eukaryota; Fungi; Ascomycota; Eurotiomycetes; Chaetothyriales; Herpotrichiellaceae. Gene Ontology annotation, biological process: proteasome-mediated ubiquitin-dependent protein catabolic process. The transcript has a single exon. The record is from RefSeq and is a predicted model, not a curated record. Gene Ontology annotation, cellular component: nucleus; GID complex; cytoplasm.
AUGGACAAUAUUCAGAAAGAACACGAAAAGGUGUGGAACAACAGCAGGUUGUCGAGGACGACUAGUCAUGUGGACGACAUCAUUAAAACCCUUCAAAGGGCAAGGAACGCCAUCGCCGAAGAUCCCACAUCAAGACAGAUUACUCUGGCAAAACUACAGAACCCAGUCAAGACGUCAUUCGACGGCAUCUUCUCAGGGUUGAAGGACACACAUGGACUGCACAACAAAUAUACAAGAGCAUUGGACAAGGUUUUCAAGGACAAAGUGCCGAGCAGCGAGAUUGACGCCCUGUCCUCACAUCCUGCGUUGAUCAACCGAGCAAUCUACUUGCAUUUGCUUCGAGAAGGGCUAUUCGAUGUGGCGUCGACCCUUCAUUCUGAGGCGCUUGAGAGACAGCAGGCCCAACAGGAGACAGCAGCCCAUUUGAGGUUGGACGUGUCAAUGGAUCACCCCCUCGGGCUGGACAAGACGGAAGAGAACAUGCACGAAAAGUUUUCGAACAUGUACCACAUUUUGAGCGAACUCAAGGACCACCACAACUUACAGCCUGCUAUCGACUGGGCUAGGAGCAAUGCCGUAGCGCUGGAAGCUCGUGGUAGUAAUCUGGAGUUUGAACUCUGCAGAUUACAAUUUGUCAACCUGUUCCUUGACCGUCGAGACGGGGACCAAGGCGAUUUCGAAGCACCGAUACGUGCUCUUCAAUACGCGCAAAGAGAAUUCCAAUCUUUCCGUGGUCGGUAUCUCGUCGAGAUACAGCAGCUGAUGGGCGCCAUACCUUUUUGCUCGAAUUUGGAAGAAUCACCCUACAGUCUCAGAUUCAAUAAUACUACCACGUGGGAGGAAGUUGCGACCUCUUUCACUCGAGAAUUCUGCUCACUCCUCGAGCUAUCCGCAGAUUCACCGUUGUACAUAGCAGCUACUGCGGGAGCAAUCGCCCUACCUAUACUUCUCAAAUUGCAGACGAUUCAGAAACAGAAAAGGACAGAAUGGACAUCACAAAACGAACUUCCUGUGGAGACACCUCUCCCUCCGUCCUAUCAAUUUCAUUCGAUCUUCGUGUGUCCUGUAUCGAAGGAGCAGACCACGGAUCAGAAUCCACCGAUGAUGCUGCCGUGUUGUCAUGUCAUUGCACAAGAAUCGUUGCAGAAGCUCAGCAAAGGCGCCAAGUUCAAAUGUCCCUAUUGUCCAGUCGAGAGCCAUCCAAAAGACGCAAAGAUAGUUAUUUUGUGA